Anthostomella pinea is the source of this 1077-nucleotide messenger RNA. The record is from the annotation of a GenBank genome assembly. Lineage: Eukaryota; Fungi; Ascomycota; Sordariomycetes; Xylariales; Xylariaceae.
AUGCCUCUGCAGAUCCCCCAUCCGACUGCUCCUCUCCAUCUCUAUCGACAACUCCUCCGAGAAGCUUCGUACCUUCCUCCUCUCUGCCGCCCGUGGAUAGCUUCGCGCAUCCAGACACGCUUCCGCGAUUGUCGUUCCAAGGAGGACCCGAAACCCUAUGUCCAACAAGCACACCACAGCCUACGGUACCUCCGAUCUGCGAAUGGCGGCCAUCUAGAGCGCUUGUUGCACUUGUGCUACCUCGCCACCGGGAGAGUGGGCAAGCGAAGGCGCCGCUUGUCUGCUGCCUACCUGAGCCAACGACCCGCCAACGACACGGCCGGACUGGAGGACGAGGUCAAGUCUCUACAAGACGAUAAUACAUUGAGCGCCGACAGAGCCCCCGACUGGCUCGAUAACUGGGCUGUCGACAAGAUUUUUGCUAUCGCCUCAAGCCAAGUCGAGCGGCAAAGCAAAGACUGGCCUCAUCUCAUGCGUCGUCAGUUGCGGCCCAAGGACGUCAUCCCGACAGAGAAUUCUUUCGGUCGACCGCUACACAAGGGCCUGGCCAGGAACAAACUCAAGAGACAUUGGGCGAGCGUCCUUCGACAAUUGCUGCCACCUUUGCCCAGCGGAGAAUGGGAACGUUUGCGUGCGCUGACACGGGGCGAGGCUGGCGCCGACGAGCUGAGAUCGCCUGUUAGACGACCGGUUGCGCAAUCCACCUCAGACCUAACAAACCCCAUACAAUGGGACUGGGCCAAAUACGUCACGAGACCUGCGCGGGCCAACGAGAGGGGCAACUCUCGCAAGAUGAAGAGCUUGACGGCGGAGGAAGGCGAAGACCCUCGCGGUCCCGCGCGUCCCAUUGGUGUCCGGGUCCUAGGUCCUCGAAAACUGAAGCGCGGUUUAUAUGGUCGCGUGUGGGACGCAUCCCCCAUCAUCGAGCGAAAUUCCCGGAACGGGAAGUGGUUGGUGACCUGGGGCAACAAUGAUCCCAAGCUAUCCCCUCCCUCCACUCGAGACCUUGUCUUUUUCCAGGACGUUGGGAAGGCGGGAAGGGGGCUACAGCCAGCAACUCGGAAACGUGGAAGAUGA